AUGGCUGCUAGGUUCAUGAAGAACCGGCCAAAGCCAAGACUUCCUGUCCCUAGUGAGAAGGAAGGACAGCUACAGAAGCUGUUCGAAGUCGCUUUCUCAUUCAAUUCAAUAGUGUGGCUGGCAGGCGAGGAGGUCUAUCCCGGUCGAAAGUUCACAGACUAUGUACUUUUGGGAGACGAUAUCCUUAUAGCUGAUACCAAAGUUGCAGGAGUAAAUGGCAGCAAGAAGGGUAGAAUGAGAGCUCACUUCCCGCUGAUUGAUCUCAUUCCCUCUAAAGCGAUAGUGACGAUUCCGACCUGCCUUUUCUUGAUCUAA
Molecule: messenger RNA, 315 nt
Organism: Striga asiatica
Lineage: Eukaryota; Viridiplantae; Streptophyta; Magnoliopsida; Lamiales; Orobanchaceae
Source: the annotation of a GenBank genome assembly